Molecule: messenger RNA, 5264 nt
Organism: Amoebophrya sp. A25
Lineage: Eukaryota; Dinophyceae; Syndiniales; Amoebophryaceae
Source: the annotation of a GenBank genome assembly
CCGUCGACGCAGCCAGUUGACGCCAGAAGCCAAGACUUUUGGCGAUGUAGGCAAAUUUAUCAUGGGAAAGAGCGGAAAAUCCUUGAUAAACGUGUCGAUUAUCAUCACGCAGGCAGGGUUUGGGAUAGCGUAUAUGAUCUUCAUACCCGAAAAUACGCAAAAAGUGUUGUGUUACGAAACGAAGCGGAACAUUUGUCCGAGUACGAUCUCCAUCUCGCUAUUCUGCGUUCUGUUCUUGCUGCCCUUCGUCUUCCUGCAGAACAUGAAGACACUAGUUUAAGGGAGUAGUUUUUUUUACCACAUUAGUUUAAGGCAAUUAUGGUUUCUUUUUACCACAUCGAUCAUGAAGUCUUCAAGACGUUCUUAGUUCAAACGGAAGCAGUGGUCAUCUCGUUCUCAACAGAAACAGUCAUCUCGACUGUCAUUCUUUACUCUCAAGAGUCAUCUCAACAGAAACAGUCAUCUCAACGUCAACAGUCAUCGCAACAGAAACAGUCAUCUCAACAGAAACCGAGACUGUCAUUCUUUACCCGUUCACGUUCUCAACAGAACAACAGUCAUCUCAACAUCUUCUUCAUGAGGAUUAUCUUCACAAAAUCUUCUUCAUCUUGUCGUGACUCAACCACAUCAAUAACAAUAUCUAAUAUCUCAUCCCAACACUCCUUGCCAACGUUUCUCUGCUUAUCGGUAUAGGUUGGGGCUACAUGAAUGCUUUCGGUUGGACUUUAGAAGCUCGAUCGGGCGCAGACGAGAUUGGGGAUUCCGCAAGAGCUGAAGAUCGGAGAAGACUCCUGCUAGAAGGAAGUCUAGGAAGUUCUUUUGAUCGUCCAUCUCCUUCUACAGACGGUGACGGAGGUGACGGAAAGAUAAUUUUUCUUAGGAAUUACGACAACGAGAACGACAUGAAGAUGAACCUGCAUUCAACUUUAUCUUCAACAGAAGAAGAAGAAGAAGAAGAAAAAGAAGCUCCUACCUCGUCGUGGAAAGACACUGCGCGGCGCUACUUGAGUUUUCCAGAUUUUACACCUCCUGUUGAGGAACGGGAAAACAUACCAGUACCGGUUCAGCAAAAGGACACUUUAGCAGUUUCACCGCCGUCGACGAUUUCAGAUUCUAGCAGAACAAGCAGCAGCAGCAGCGGCAGCAAACCCACUUCGUCUCUAGAAGGUGUCUCAGCAAGUGGCAGCUCUUCAGCGUCCUCUUCCAGCAGUAGCUUUUUUCAGCAACAGGCAACAGCCACACCAGCGACCACGGCGCCCUCUGCCUCCUUCUCAUCUUCAACGUCCGGUGAAGAUCAAGCAACACCUGCUGCAGCUCAGCAACAAUCUGUGUCUUCGUCCUCGCCUUCUACUUCUGGUACUGCAAGUGGUAGCUCCAGCGGUACUAGUGAUGCUGUGCCUGUGGUCGCGAGUACUAGUAGUUCAACGAAUUCUACUACCCUGCUUGUUCAAGGCGGCAGCACCACACUUAUGACUCUACUUGCUGUACUCAGUUAAAUCCAUCCACCUUUGCAAAAAGGGGUCUACCGUACAAGAACGACUCUAGUAAUAUUUCAUCUAGUACCUCCGGUAUGAUGCCUCAAGAAUGAUUGGAGGAGUAGAUGACUUCUCGUUGCAUCAAUUAUACUUACGCCACAACUUACUAGCUCUAGCUAGCUCUAAGCAUCCUUCUCCAGCGACAACGAAUCAUCCGGCCAAGAUCGACACUUCGUCUAUCAUGAAGAAGAACAAGAAUACGAUCACGAAAAAGGAAAAGGAGCAGCUCGAGGACGUCCUUCCUGCGACUUUGGUGGCAUUCAACUUUGCCCAAUACCCGAUCUUUUUCGGCAUUGCGGUGUUUGCUUUUGAAGGCAUUGGGCUACUGUUGCCAUGCCAACGCGCUAUGCAGCAACCCGAAAGGAUGACGAAUGUCGUAACGAACUGCAUGAUUUUUUUGACGGUGCUCUUCGUCUCUUUCGGUCUCAGUUGCUACUUGCGCUGGGGCGGUCCGCCGUCAACAGAACAUGGAGAGCACAUCAGUAGACAACUGCGGAGAAAGUCAAUGGAUGUGGGUUUUUCUUGGGACAAGCCGCGUAGUAUUUCAAAUCAUCACGAUGAAAACUACAGAAUGACAUCACACGCAGCAGCCUCAACUGGAUCUCCCUUAUCUUUCCUCGUAGAGUCUGUGCUCCCUUCUAGUAGCUUCUUGCACAGGAUACUCCUCACUGGGACAACAUCAUCGCCAACAACAACCAGUGACACAAGUAGCACCUCGUCGUCAUUCCCUUCUUCCGAACAAGCUACAGACGACUCGACUUCUACAGUCUCUACUCGACAAGUGUUGAUAGAAAACGAGAAUACAGAUGUAGAGACAGUGAUUGGCGUGCAACCCAUGGUGACCUUCAACUAUCCAGAAAGCACAGUCACGUCCUUCGUCAUCUUGUUCUACGUUUUGGGCAUAUUAAGACUUCCGGAAAUCUCCCAUUUUGAAAAGCAUCUACUUGGACCUCCCGUGUAAGGGGGACCUCCCGUGAUGUAAGUGGCAAACGGGUCCAAGAUGAUUUUCUUGGACCUCCCGUGAUGUAAGGAGCAAACGGGUCCAAGAUUUGACUUUCAAAAUGGGACGAGAUUCCCGGAAAGUCUAAGCAUGUUCUUCUCUUAUCCGGUGAUCAUGUUUCCGGUUUUCACUCUCCUGGAAAACUCAGUCUUCUUAUGUACCUGGAUGAUCCACGUGAAUAGAUACUGAAGAGAAGAAAGAAACUUCCCUGAAUCUUGCCAAAAUCUUCCUAUAAGUCACAAAAGUGGCAGAGUUUCUGGAAAGUUUCCGCGAAGUUGCUGCCUUCGGGAUUCACGUCCUCGCUGCAUGUUUCUAAUCUUCAUCCGAUCGCAAUUGUGCUUGCCGAAUCGGCGAGUGAUCAGCAGAAUUGGCAAGAAGAUAGCGGAUUCUGUAUUCGGAGGAGAAGACAAAUUCCGGCGAUGGAGCUACUAUACCGAGCAGGUAGACGAUCUAGAUGAAGCAACAGACGAGGAAGAUGGAGGAGGAGCAGGAAGCGUAGAAGAUGAUGAAAGAGCUAGGGGUCAUAUGGAUUUUUUUCAUGCAGGGGCUACAUUAAAUGCCUUAAAUGUUCAUUUACAAUUGUAAUUUCUUUUGUGAGAAGAUUUCUGGCCUAUGAAGGAUGGCCAUAGUGCAUGUUGCUUUUUGCUAUUCCCCACCUGCGUAGUAAAUACUAUCUGCGCGGCUUAGCAGGUGCCUCCUCUAGUACUUUUUGCUAGUACCUCUAACGCCAACCGAGCAACGCGAAUGAGUCGAUCAUCUUCCACAAAUGUCGAUCAUAGGACGAACGAGAGAGAAGCAGCACCAUCUAGCACAUUCGCUAUCACCUUAGAAGACGACGACGACGAUGAUGAUGAUGAUGAUGAUGAGCAGCAGAUAGACAAGGACGAGGGGCCUUCUUCUUCCUCUAGUACAAGAGGAGAUAACUACAUGAACAGCAGGAGAAGUCCUCCUGUCAACAAGAUAUUGACAGGACGAUUAUCACCAAAGAGCGCCCUUGCAUCUUCUGGUGGACAACCCUCACCGGCCAACGCUCUCCAUGAUGUUGUAGAAGAUGAAGUUGUAACCCCAUCUCCUGUUGACGCUCCUCUCCUUAAGGCCAGGAUGAAUAUCCUUCUGGUUCUGACUGUCUCUGAGUUGAUCAUGUAUCUUACUUUCUGUUUGACUUGAUCAUGUAUCUUACUUUCUGUCUCUGAGUUGAUCAUGUAGCUUACCUUCCGUUUUUAAAGAUUAGAACCACGACCUACCCUCCUCCUGGAAAUUUGUAUUCUUGAAAGUGUCAGUGUGAGUGUGUUCAUUCAUCUCAUCAUAUUAAUCUUCUUACAUCAAUCGCAGCUGCUUCUAAUCUUUCCCGCGCCAGUACAAGAACCAACGACUCCAGACGACACUUACCAUCGCUAAACAUAUACGAGAAAUGCCUACUACGAGUUGUGAUCACAUUCAUAUCCGCGCUGACAGCCCUCACCAUUCCCCAUUUCGGGUUAUUUCUUUCGCUUCUUGGAGCCAUCACGUGCAACCUGUUGGCGUUCAUUUAUGGAAUGUGAUAGUUUUUUGUUCUUGUUGUACUCUUAGAUAGGUAGUAUCAUGGCAACUUCUGCUCGCAAAAUCCCGUCCUGCGAUAUCCAGGAGCUACUUACUAUUGGCAUAAAGGAGAGAGUAUAUGCAUAUGGCCUCUUUGUUGCAACCAACAACUACAUUGAGUUCCCUAUCAUCCCUGGCGUUGGUUCCACUAACUUUCUACAUUGACGAGUUCCCCAUCCCCUUGUUUCUUCUUCCACUAUCCCCCUCCAACCUACAUUGGUUCCACUCAUUGAGUUCCCCAUCAGCUUGGUUCUUCUUCCACUAACUUUCCCGUUGUUUCUUCUUCCUCUUUCAUACCACUUUGCCGGCCUAUUUCCACUACUACAUGACCGUGCUGGAUCCGAUGGAGCGCCGUGGGACGCACUCCCCUCUCGCCACUCCGAAAGAAGAUGUCUUCUACGCUUUGUUUAUGAAGGGGUGAAAAGCAAACCAUUGGUUGCCAUUGAUUAGAUUUAUUGAUUAGUACAUCAUGAAUUAGGCUCCUUGUUAUUUUCUCUGACCUUUUAAAUCUUAAUUAAUAGUAAUCCUUGUGUCUUAAUUAGUAUGAUCAUGAGAUUUGAUUACAUCAGUGAAAAGCAAACCAUUUCCAUUAGAUUUAUUGAUUAGUACAUCAUGAUCAUGAUGGUUUACCUAGUGGACCCACACCUAACCUAACCUGACAUCAUGAUCAUUUCAGCUGCAGCUUUGCUUAGACUUCUCAUACUCAACGACAAGACUGUCCUUCUACAACUAGCACUAGAAGGCACUACUCAAGUACAACAUGAUUUGCUACACAAGAAGACCAAGAUCGUGCUUGCUACACAGACUUGUCUAGAAAUGCGUAGCAGCUCUUUCUUAAGAAGUAAAAGUACGUUGUUGAGUAUGAGCAGAAUAACGACGUUACGUAGUCGUAGCAUGUCUUCCUCCUACUUUUCAUGUUGUUUGGCAUUGGUGCGGGCCUGUGGUCUUUCGGUGUGACCAUCGCGGAAUUCUUUUGAUCCACAUGGAGUUGGGCAGCAAAUAAAAAAACGAUAAUUUUCUCAAUUGUGAUGCUGAAAAGCAGCGCUUUAUAAUCGUCCUGCAGGCUUUCUAUGAUCCUGUAGAAACCUUCUGACAUCAUGUUCGGCUGGAGGGCGGCAACCUCAACAAGACACAAAUAUUUCCCUUGAUUG